AUGAAUAUCAAUUUCUUGGGAAAAUAUUUGAACAAGGCACUGAUCACCACCAUCUUGACCACAACAGUCAUCGUCAUGCUCCGCUUCAGCAACAUCAUCAAAUAUCCCAUUCAUGAGAGACUGACAUCAAGCAGAUGCCUGAAUUACUUGUUGGAUCAUUCUUUCCUGCAAUGGCACGAAGUCCUUCACGUGGAUCCUACCACUGUCAGCCUCAACGACGUCAUCAACUUUUCAAAACCGCCUCCAAAAUCUGAUCACGGAAGCAGCUAUAUUCUAACGUUGUCCAACUUCGAAAAGCCGGAAAAUGUCAGUCAAUUUCUAACGAAAUCAAACGUAUGCCCGGGUUAUUUGGAACACUUUCUUCCAACGCUCGAAGCAGAUGAAGUGAAGAAGAUGCAGAGGUUACUCAUGCUCUUUUCCAAAGUUGCCAAACUAUCAAGGACCAGUUACUUUGUAGCCUAUGGCUCUCUGCUCGGCUAUGCGAGGCACAAUAAGAUGAUGAUACCGUGGGACGAUGACGUCGACAUUAUGAUGAACUUCGAUGACAGGGAUCGUUUUGUGAGGGUUUUCGAAGAAGAACUCGCAAAAAUCUGGAACGACAAGCACAAUUACGAUCUGGCAGGUUACCUGAAGCCCUACGUCUUCCAUGACAGGGAUCGGUGGAAAAUAUGCUUCCAUCAGGACAUAUCGACGGAACUCCUCAAACAUUUCUCAUUUCCAUAUUUGGAUAUUUUCUUUUUCAAAACAAUAUCCGACGCAGCAAAAGUGACAAUAGCGUACAGUUCUGCGUUUGCUACAAACUUCAGUUUCAGAGAUGUUAUGCCACUGAAGCCAGAUUAUUUUCUAGGGGUCAGUCUCUUCGUGCCUCGGAAGAUUAAAGUAUUUUUCCAACAUUCCGAAGACAGAGAAUGUCGGUCAGGUAACUACAGGCAUCGAGAUGAAAGUUCUAAAGAUGAAAAAGCAAUAGGAUGUACACAUCUAAAGACGUUUUAUAAUCUCGCUGAAUUCUGA
Molecule: messenger RNA, 1011 nt
Organism: Helobdella robusta
Lineage: Eukaryota; Metazoa; Annelida; Clitellata; Rhynchobdellida; Glossiphoniidae
Exons: 1
Coding region: 1-1011 (336 amino acids)
Source: RefSeq, a predicted model, not a curated record